Gopherus evgoodei (Goodes thornscrub tortoise) is the source of this 1245-nucleotide messenger RNA. RefSeq lists its product as uncharacterized. The record is from RefSeq and is a predicted model, not a curated record. The coding region runs from base 125 to 802 and encodes 225 amino acids. The transcript is spliced from 3 exons. NCBI's taxonomy places the organism in Eukaryota, Metazoa, Chordata, Testudines, Testudinidae.
AGCCCAGCCCUCCCCUCCCCCAGUUCUGCCGGUUUUCUGACUUUAAACCAAGCCUUGUACGGCGGGAUAAUGUUCAGCAUUAUGCCAGGGUGGACAGAGACUCUUUCCCUGACCUGUGUAUUAGAUGGUUUUGCUAUCAGGUUUAAUCCAACACGGACAUUUGAAUGCGGGGCGGGGAAACAUUGUUCUCUUUUCUGUUCUUACCCUGGGGGCCGCCCUGAACUGGACUGAAGUUGCUGGAUGCCAGACAGCCGUGAGCGGAAGGAGGGGUGAGGACAGGGGAGUCCCUGCUGGGAGGUGUGGAGUCUACCUAAGGCGCAGCAGCCUCUCCGUCCCACGCGAUUCUUCUCAUUGCCGGCGGGGGCGCCGGGGGCCGGGCAGAGCUCCGCAGCUUCGCUUAGCGCACGUGGCACGAUUCCCGCGACGGCCGACAGCAGGGCUUCUGGAGCAGAGAGCUUGUGAGUUUGUUACCAAGUUUCCAUCCAUUCCCAUCAGCCAGCAGCACCUGGAACCAGUGCGAGGGACCAAUGGAUCCCUGUGCCUCGAUUUCCACCCGCCCGGAGGUGCUGAGCGUGGAGAACAUCGCCAAGGUGCGGAUCAGUUGGCGUCUCUGGGUGGCCUUUCUCGCCCCACGCAGGAGUGUCUGGACCACGCGCUGCUGACGUUCAGCCGGGAGGUCGGCUACCUACAGGAGAAGACCCGGCUGGUGAUCCACUGCGAGGGGCAGGAGCUGGUGUUCUUCUCGGGCCAGGGCAAGAACAACAUCGAGGUCUCCUACAUCCAGGGGGUGCCCCACUAUUGAAUGCAGCUUCCCCAGCAGAGACGUCGCCCAGCGGGAUCUUGGUGCUGAGCCUGGCAAACCUGGGCAAAGUGAUGGUUUCAGGCCCUGGCCGCAGGGCUUCAGGCUCUGGCCAUGGGUCCUGUCUCCUGGCUGUGGGGCUUCAGGCUCUGGCCCUGGGUCCUGUCUCCUGGCUGUGGGGCUUCAGGCUCUGGCCCUGGGUCCUGUCUCCUGGCCGUGGGGCUUCAGGCUCUGGCCCUGGGUCCUGUCUCCUGGCCGUGGGGCUUCGGGCUCUGGCCCUGGGUCCUGUCUCCUGGCCGCAGGGCUUCGGGCUCUGGCCCUGGGUCCUGUCUCCUGGCCGUGGGGCUUCGGGCUCUGGCCCUGGGUCCUGUCUCCUGGCCGUGGGGCUUCAGGCUCUGGCCCUGGGUCCUGUCUCCUGGCUGUGGGGCUUCGGGCUCUGGCCCUGG